This is a messenger RNA of Carassius gibelio (silver crucian carp), 3028 nucleotides long. Its product is annotated as DNA replication licensing factor mcm4-A. Lineage: Eukaryota; Metazoa; Chordata; Actinopteri; Cypriniformes; Cyprinidae. Gene Ontology annotation, molecular function: ATP hydrolysis activity; ATP binding; single-stranded DNA helicase activity. The transcript has 19 exons. The record is from RefSeq and is a predicted model, not a curated record. Gene Ontology annotation, cellular component: nucleus; MCM complex. Bases 365 to 2902 code for a protein of 845 amino acids. Gene Ontology annotation, biological process: DNA replication; DNA strand elongation involved in DNA replication; double-strand break repair via break-induced replication.
GAGGCGUUGUUACAGCUUUUGGGCCACUGUGGUUCAUAAACAAUUACCGAGCUCAAAUGCAGGCAAGAGGCAGAUGCUGCUGUUUGUGAUUGAAGGGGAACAGGAGAACUGUAACACACACACAACCCCUUCUGAUGAUCAGACACGCUGUGAAGGAGAAUGAGCCUUGACUGUAGAACGUUCCCUGACAUUAAGCUACUGCUCCUUUUUUGUAAACCAGCUCAGAUAUUCUGCUGGGAACAGACAGUGAUCCAACUGGAACCAGAAAACUCGUAAUUCUCCAUUCUGCAACCCAUAAUACUGGAGCACCUGGAUCCAGAAACCCUCCCAGACUCUCUCUGCGCUGUCACAGUUUUGAGUCGAGAUGUCUUCACCAGCGUCCCAGAGCCGUAAGAGAGACCCUCCGACCCCUGCGAGUGAGGACCCUCUCUCUCCUCCGUCGCAGCGGUCGAGAGCUCAUGACACAUCCACAGAGCUUCAGCCCAUGCCCACAUCUCCAGCCAUGGACGUGUCGCUGUUCUCCAGCCCUAUGGCCCCGCGCUCUGUCGUGCAGAGCGAGGUCGAUGUGAGUUCUCCGCUGAUGUACGGCACUCCCAGCUCCAGGGUGGAAGGAACGCCCCGCAGCGGCAUACGCGGGACCCCGGCACGUCAGCGGGCCGACCUGGGAUCUGUCCGGAAAGCUCCACAGGUCGACAUGCAUUCAGAGCCACCGUCUGGAGAUGCUGUGGCCGGCAGCGAGCAGGGUGCAGGACAGAGACUGGUGAUCUGGGGGACUGAUGUCAACGUGGGAACCUGCAAGGAGAAGUUUCAGCGUUUCCUUCAGCAGUUCACAGACCCCAACUCCAGAGAGGAGGAGAACGCUGGGCUGGAUCUGAACGAGCCUCUUUAUAUACAGAAACUGGAUGAGAUCAGUGUUGUUGGAGAGCCGGUAUUGAAUGUGAACUGCAGUCAUAUUCAGACGUUUGAUGCUGAUCUCUACCGUCAGCUGAUCUGUUAUCCACAGGAAGUCAUCCCUACUUUCGAUAUGGCCGUCAAUGAGCUCUUCUUCGAUCGUUUCCCAGACUCCGUGUUGGAGCAUCAGAUUCAAGUGCGUCCUUACAGUGCCCUGAAAACCAGAAACAUGCGUGCGCUCAACCCUGAAGACAUUGACCAGCUCAUCACUAUCAGUGGGAUGGUGAUCCGCACCUCUCAGCUGAUCCCGGAGAUGCAGGAGGCGUUCUUCCGCUGUCAGGUGUGUGCGUUUAACACGCGUGUGGAGGUGGACCGCGGCCGCAUCGCUGAACCUGCCGUCUGCCGCAACUGCAACACCACCCACAGCAUGGCGCUGGUGCAUAACCGCUCCGCCUUCUCUGACAAACAAAUGAUAAAACUGCAGGAAUCUCCGGAGGACAUGCCUGCGGGUCAGACGCCACACACCACAAUCGUCUAUGCACACAAUGACCUGGUUGACAAAGUGCAACCUGGAGACAGAAUAAACAUCACCGGCAUUUACAGAGCCGCCCCCAUGCGUCUGAACCCACGACAGAGCCAGGUGAAGUCCGUGUACAAGACCCACAUCGACGCCAUCCACUUCCGGAAGACGGAUGAGAAGCGUCUUCAUGGACUGGACGAGGACGGCGAGCAGAAACUCUUCACUAAAGAACGGGUCGCAGCGCUGAAAGAGCUAGCGGCCAAACCGGACGUCUACGAACGUCUGUCGUCUGCGCUGGCGCCCAGCAUCUAUGAACACGAGGACAUCAAGAAAGGCAUCCUGUUGCAGUUGUUUGGUGGGACCCGUAAGGACUUCACUCAGACGGGGCGUGGAAACUUCCGUGCAGAGGUCAACAUCCUGCUUUGUGGUGAUCCGGGCACCAGUAAAUCCCAGCUGCUGCAGUACGUGUAUAACCUGGUUCCUCGCGGCCAGUACACAUCGGGGAAAGGAUCCAGUGCUGUGGGUCUCACAGCGUACGUGAUGAAGGACCCGGAAACACGUCAGCUGGUUCUGCAGACAGGAGCGCUCGUGCUCAGCGACAACGGCAUCUGCUGCAUCGACGAGUUCGAUAAGAUGAGCGACAGCACGCGGUCUGUGCUGCAUGAGGUCAUGGAGCAGCAAACGCUCUCGAUUGCUAAGGCUGGGAUCAUCUGCCAGCUUAAUGCUCGGACCUCCGUCCUCGCCGCAGCCAAUCCAGUCGAAUCUCAGUGGAAUCCCAAGAAGACGACUAUAGAAAACAUCCAGCUGCCUCACACACUUCUGUCCAGGUUUGAUUUGAUCUUCCUGAUGCUGGACCCUCAGGACGAGGCGUAUGACCGGCGUCUGGCGCAUCACCUCGUGUCUCUGUAUUAUCAGAGUGAAGAGCAGAUCGAAGAGGAACAUCUGGACAUGGCCAUGCUGAAAGACUACAUAGCUUUCGCACGUACAUCUGUGCAUCCCAGGCUCAGUGAAGAAGCUAGUCAGGCUCUUAUAGAGGCCUAUGUAGACAUGCGUAAGAUCGGCAGUGGCAGAGGGAUGGUGUCUGCGUACCCCCGUCAGCUGGAGUCUCUCAUCAGACUUGCUGAAGCUCACGCUAAAGUGCGUUUCUCAAGCAAAGUCGAGUCCAUUGACGUGGAGGAAGCCAAGAGACUGCACAGAGAGGCCCUAAAACAGUCGGCGACUGACCCCAGGACAGGAUUCGUGGAUAUCUCCAUCCUCACCACAGGGAUGAGUGCUACAGCUCGCAAGCGCAAGGAGGAAGUGGCUCAGGCCCUGAAGAAACUCAUCCAAUCAAAGGGCAAAACACCAGCUAUGAAGUACCAGCAGCUGUUUGAUGAUCUCCGUGGCCAGUCAGAAGCGGCCAUCACAAAGGACAUGUUUGACGAGGCCCUCAGAGCACUUGCUGAUGAAGAUUAUCUGACCGUCACCGGAAAGACCGUUCGACUUCUGUGAACACUCGACUGCUGCUUCCUCUUUGUUACUUGCUUCAUCCUAUUCUCUGUUUCUAUAGAGCAAUUAUUGUUAAUAAUGAUAUGUGUGGACAAUUUCUGGUUGCAAUAAAUGAGUUUUGUUGUACAA